AUCAGUAUUGAGGUCUGUUAUAAACUUAUAACCUCCUCUUUUCUGUUCUUUUGGGGUGCACAGCUAGCUAGGACUAAACCAGGGUUUGAUAUUUACCAACAACCUGUACCAAAGGGAUAUUCGUGGCAUCCUAUCUAUCCUGGGAGUCGUAGAGGUCAUCUUGAGCCGUUAGUUUGCUCUGACUGUGACGACUAUAACGAAUGCCCAAAAAUGGCUGAUGAAUUCCAGACGGAAGAUUCCACCAAAAAUACCAAGUCUGCUAGUCUUGUUUAGGGUUGUCACAAUGGUAACAAGAGUACGUACGUAGUACGUACCCUCUCAUCCACAUGUAUGCCAAUAUGCCAUUACUUGACAAACGCCUUCUCCCACUGACCUUUCCAAUUAUAAUGGAGAAACCCAUGCUCUCACAACCCCAUUUUUCCGCACCCGCGCUUUUAGUGGCGAAAAUUUCCUUCAGACCCGACCCAAAUCCGACCGACCCGACCCGACUUUUCCGGCCGAUUCCGGCUGUUUCAGGUGACCGAGCCGACCCAAAUCCGACCGACCAGACCCGACUUCUUCGGCCAACUCGUCUCCUCCUUGUGCACCUCCCUGUGGUGGUGGAUCAUGGAGUAGCACGCCAGUUUCCACGCAUCGAAGCCCGAAAGUCGACUCGAAUACCUAUCGGUGACCCGGUUGUGUUCUUCAAUUUUCCGGCGAUCUCCGGCGAGUUUAGGCUUCACCACUGGUCUCAAACUCCUUGUCUCAACAUCGUCAACAACCCCUGCAAAGGUUUUGAGCUAAAUCGAAAGGUGACUGACGAAACGAGUGAGGAAAUUACUCUUAGUGUCGUGGAAGUUGCACGCAGGAAAGAAUGUGAGUAAAAAUCUCACAGUGACGAAUCUAUCAUUGCGGAGAUUCAUGAUUUCGCCUAAUUAAAAAGAACGAACUAUGAUAUGUAUAUGAUAUAGUGGAUUGUGUAUGUGUAUAAUUGGUAAAAUAGGUACAUAUAUAUAGUUUGCUAUAUUAUAUACUGUCAUAAUUUCCGUUUGCGAAUGAAUUCAUUUUAGCGUUGAUAUUUAUUUAUUUGAGCAUGUCAAUUUGAUUUGUACAAUAUCAUGUGAUGAUUAUUGUACGUGGUUUUAACAUCGAGUUUUGUUAAAACAUUUUCUGUCUUCGGACGUGUUUUUCUGUCUUCGGACGUGUGUUAUGUCUUCGGACGUGUUUUUCUGUCUUCGGACGUGUUGGCAUGUCGGAACCUAGCCUUGGCCGGGCGACAGUUACGAUACAGUUAAAGCUCUAGUCUGUCUGCCGCUGUACUGUAUGAGGGGUAACAUAUGGGUUACCAGCUUAUGAGUACCCAUAUUUUUGGGAUUUUUGGGUGGCAGAUGGGUUGCUCAAUGCCCGGCGGUGUACUGCAUGUGGGGUAAUAUAUGAGUACAUGGGUCUCAUGAGUACCCAUAUUAUAAAUGUAAUUAGGUAAACAGAGGGGUUGCCCGAUUUCUCAUGAGCACUUAUAUUUUCAGAUAUUAUUGGACAACCAGAUGGGUCGUCCAAUGAGUCAUGAGUACAUUUAUAAUUAAAUAUUUUCAAUAUUUUUCUUUUGGAUAUUGGGUAGCGAGAGGUUGCCCAAUGUUUGAUGGCGUACUUCAUGAGGGGUAACAGAUGUGUACCAGCGCUCAUGAGUACCCGUAUUAU
This is a messenger RNA of Argentina anserina (silverweed cinquefoil), 1677 nucleotides long. RefSeq lists its product as uncharacterized. The coding region runs from base 327 to 863 and encodes 178 amino acids. Lineage: Eukaryota; Viridiplantae; Streptophyta; Magnoliopsida; Rosales; Rosaceae. The record is from RefSeq and is a predicted model, not a curated record. The transcript has 2 exons.